AUGUCCACCCCGUACACGGUCCUCAAACAAGAACAAGAACUAGAAGGCGAGUCCUCUACGGACGGACUGCUUGGAGAACCGUCGACCGUCUGCCACCAGUGCAGGUGCAAAGAAAGAGAUGGCCACGACAAUCCCGCUGGCCACAUAUUCCGAGGACGAUGGUCGACAAUCGCCGUGGCGCUUCUGGUGCUUGUCGCCACGGCGCUCUCUAUCAUGAACGCGAUACAUGCAGCGAAAGCCGCGAAGCUCCUUGCCUCCUGCGAGACGAAGAGAAUCGAGGAUCUCCCCCGACCAGAUCCCUUUAUUGGCUUGCAUGGGCAUCCGGUGAAGUGA
Molecule: messenger RNA, 333 nt
Organism: Cyclocybe aegerita
Lineage: Eukaryota; Fungi; Basidiomycota; Agaricomycetes; Agaricales; Hemipholiotaceae
Source: the annotation of a GenBank genome assembly